Vombatus ursinus (common wombat) is the source of this 810-nucleotide messenger RNA. RefSeq lists its product as uncharacterized. Bases 1 to 810 code for a protein of 269 amino acids. The transcript has 5 exons. The record is from RefSeq and is a predicted model, not a curated record. Lineage: Eukaryota; Metazoa; Chordata; Mammalia; Diprotodontia; Vombatidae.
AUGAAGGAUGGAAGAUCCCGCCCCACCUUUGGAGGGGUUGUUCACGUGCUGAACCUCUGUCCUGGAGGAAUCGCCCUUCACAUGGCCAGGGGUGUCAGGAUGGCGACAAGCAGCUUUGAGUGGGGCUCGGAAGCAAAGUCCCUUAACGGUGCCUGGGAACACUAUUCCACGGUGACGCUUUUUCAGGAUGAAGGUAUUGUGCCAGAUGAGGAUGAGGUCCAGCCCACGAGGCAGAAUCUCUCCGGACAAUUCUCCGUUUCUUCGGAGGGGACUGCCAACUCGGAUAUUCCCCAGGUGGUUCCUUGUACGUUCACCAUCUGCUUGGCUCUGCCGGGCUUCUUUGGCCCUAAAGGGAAGCAUUCAUCUGACUUAUUUAAACGAUUAAGACCUGAUAAACUUGCAAAAUUUCUACGGUACUAUCAUAUAGAAUAUCUGCUCUUACCAGAUGACAGAGAGCCCAAACAAGCUGACGUGGUGUUACUGAAUACAUUAAUAGCCAAAGUGUUCAUAGAAUCUGGAAUAAAGGCUGUCAGUCCAUGGUAUGAAAAUGAUAAAUUAUGGGUGUCUUGGAAAGAAACUCAUAAGAUGUCAAUUACAAAGGAAGUGUUAAAGAAAUUGAACUAUCACAAAAUCAUCCUUAAUAUAUGGGACACCAAGGAGAAAGUGUCUAAAAAAGCAAAGUUUACCAAAGUAAAAAGUUUGAGUCGCCAGGAGGAUUUUGAAAGUGUUGGCCACUGCCCAGGGCUGAGGUCCUCACUGGUGCUGUGGCCAGCAUGCUUUGGUGUGGGCUUCAGCUCCCAGAUACUUUGA